Dioscorea cayenensis subsp. rotundata (Guinea yam) is the source of this 1423-nucleotide messenger RNA. RefSeq names its product probable transcription factor At5g28040. The transcript has a single exon. The record is from RefSeq and is a predicted model, not a curated record. Gene Ontology annotation, cellular component: nucleus. Bases 228 to 1235 code for a protein of 335 amino acids. Gene Ontology annotation, biological process: regulation of DNA-templated transcription. NCBI's taxonomy places the organism in Eukaryota, Viridiplantae, Streptophyta, Magnoliopsida, Dioscoreales, Dioscoreaceae.
AAUACCGGGCCUUCGAAUUUGGGUCGGAUCUGAAGGCCCAAAACAACUUAAAUUAAAAUUAAAUUGAAUAAAUUUGGAGUUUUUAGAAAAAAAUAAAGAGUAAGAACAGGGACUAAUCGAGAAUUUUAAGGCUAAGCGAACCCAAUACUAUAUUCGUGACCCUCCUUCUCGGUCGCCAGCGCCACCGCCAUCGCCAUCUCCAUCAGAGAAGAACUUCUCGACCAACAAUGGCGUCUGCCGACGAUCUAGGGCACGGCGCCUUCUUCGAUUCCUGCGCCGACGAUGACUCUGACUCCGAUGAUGAAUCCUUUGGGCCGCCUCCUCCCCCGCCUUCCCUUGUCGCCGCACCCACAAACCCUAACCCUGAUGGUGAUCUCCCGACCUUAUCAUCUGACCACCAGCAGGGCCCUCUUUCGGAUAUCGAUGCGUUCCCUUCCAACGCUCUGGUCGCAUCGAGCUUCGACGAUUCCCGCCGGUUGUUCCAGCGUCUCUUCUCCGAUGAAGAUGAGAUCACGAUCCUCAAGGGUUUCCGGGAGUUCGUCUCGCAGCGGGGAACGACGCACGCUUCCUAUCAAUACGAUACGGGUCCGUUCUAUGACCAGAUCAAGGAGAAGCUGAAUCUGGAAUUCUCGAAGAACCAGCUCGUUGAGAAGCUCCGGAGGCUCAAGAAGAAGUACCGCACCGCCGUGGCUCGGAUCGCCGCCGGCCGUUCCUCCUCUUUCAAGAGCCCCCACGACCGUGAAGCCUUUGAGAUCUCUAGCCAAAUUUGGAGCCCCACCUUCAAGCGCCCUCGUGACCAGCGCGCUGAGGCCGAGACCAACAAGGUCAGAAUCAUUGAUUCCAAAACCCUUAAAGCCAAUCCCAUCUACGCCACUGCCGAUGUCGAUCAUCACCGGGAGCAGAAGCCAAUCAAGUCCAGAGGAAGACCCAGAGACCAAUCAGAGCCGGUGGAGGUCGCCGUCGUCGAGGGUUUGCCGACGCCAUCCAUGGGGAAUUACAACCAUGGGAUGGGGGAGACUGUGAGGAGUUGUGUUACACCGUUGUUCAAAGAGUUGCUCAAUUGUGUAAUUUUAGGGCCAUCGAUGGCCGGAGGUUUAAUCGGGGGAUCACCGGCGUUAAGCCCCUGCACUCCGACGAGUUCAUUGGGUGGGAUGGAUGACAAAUGGAGAAAACAGCAGAUCAUGGAGCUGGAGGUGUACGCAAAAGAGGAUGGAUCUUGUGAAGGAACUGAUUGAGAUGAAGUUAGCGGAGCUCAAGUCCAAAGGAGGUAAUUGCUGAGUAUCAUCUCAUUCUCAUCUAUGAACAAGCGAGAUAGAGAUUGCUGAAAAAAAAUAGGAUCUUUUUUUUUUCUUUGUUUCAUUGAUAGGCUUUAUUAUUGAUCAUCACAUAGUUUGGAUGGCGAUCUUUUUAUAUGUUUUCUUUC